AUGGCUGAGCAGAGCAGUGACAUAGACCCGCCCGCGGGCGCUCCCAACGGCGACCGCCAGCACAGGGAGAGCUUUCUCGUUCGCCUGCCGUCUAGGUCCAUGGUCAAUUCACACGCCGCGGCCACUUCCCACCCGUUUACGCCCUUGCAGAAUGGCGAAGGAACCCCGUUCGGAAGUCAGCCUACCACGCCUCUGUAUGAGGUCAUUCACGCCCGUGAUCCGACGGCGAGGCCCGGCGGACUGGACCGGAACCCAACCACCACCGCCGAGUCCCUCGUGAGCGCCUCUGACCGCCAGCAAGCUCUCGCUAAGCUCGGUAUCAACGAUACCGCAGUCGAAGCCGUCAUGCCCGUUUUGCCGGGCCAGGAAUUCCACCUCGCAAGCUGGCUCACAAGCGGGCGGACCCUGGCCGAACCUACUUGGGCGUUCCGCACCAAGGUGCCGAUUGACGAACACCGAUUGCGCGGCGCUUGGGCAGUGCUUCGCCGCCGGCACGCUAUAAUGCGGUCUACCCUUGUCGCCGUACGACCUGACGAGGCCUUUACCGUUGUGCUGCGACAAGCCACUGGUGCAAGCAACUACGCCACGUUCACCAAGGCUAAGAGCCGUGAGGGCACAUUAGAGGAACGCGUCAAGGCGGAGCUGAAGAAGCUCGCGGUUCACCCAUCUUCUCUAAAGACACCGCCCACCAGGCUUACCCUGGUUCGAGGCGACGUCCAAGAGGGAGAUGCCGUUAUGAUAACCAUCCACCAUGCCGCCUGUGAUACGCGUAGCAUGGGCCUCCUAGUCCACGAGCUUACUGAACUAUACCAGGGAAAGCCGGUGGUGUCCAAGGCACCGUCAUUCAGGAACUUCGUGAAAGAGACCUUGUUCACCCACGACCGAGAUGCCGAGGAGGACUUCUGGAGAGAUACCCUGCGGGACUGCGAGGAGACUAUAGUGAAGCCAGAGACGGAUGGCCAAGGGAACCCCCUCAAGAAGAACGAGUUAGUUGUCACAGGUACCAAGACUAGCACCGAUGCCCUUGAGAAGGCAGCGGAAGCAGUUGGCGUUACACCUCCGACUGUCAUAUACCUCGCCUUCAGUCACAUUCUGGCCGAGAGGACAGGAUCCAAGCGGCCUGUAUUUGGAUGUUUCCACAAUGGCCGGACUUCGAUCGACAACGUUGACAGGAUCGAUGACAUGAUCGGACCUUGUUCCACCAUGCUUCCAACCACCAUCCCAGAAGAUGUCGAUGUAUCUCACGACCUCAACAACAGCAAAUCUGAACUUAUUACAUCACUAAAGUCGGUUCACGAGCACCUCGAGUCUCAGGUGCCUUACGAACAGUCUCGUCUGCGGGAUGUGCUACGGUGGGCCGAGGUGGGCGAUAGUGUACCGUUCAAUACGUACUUGAACAUUCUCUGGAACACGAAGCUGCAGGGUGACACACCGGCAGGGACGCCACCCGCGGAUAACAACCAGCCGUGGGAGCGCAUGGACCUGGGCAUGCGUACCGACUACAGCACUGCGUCAGCCAUACCUGGCCCAACUACUGUUGAUGUGCUCGACACGAGCACCGUCAUGAGGAAGCAAAACGUCUUCGUCGAUGUUGGAUGCGAUAAGGAAGAGUUCGGUGGAGGUCAUCUCGAGAUCCGGCUCAGUGCCAACGAGGUGCUUAUGGGCGCUGGGGAUCUGGAAUCUCUGGCUCAAGACAUCGAUAAUGAGGUUGCUGGGUUGGUCGAGUGUUUGUCUUCAUAA
Messenger RNA from Neoarthrinium moseri, 1740 nucleotides. RefSeq lists its product as uncharacterized. The record is from RefSeq and is a predicted model, not a curated record. Gene Ontology annotation, biological process: secondary metabolite biosynthetic process; amino acid activation for nonribosomal peptide biosynthetic process. Gene Ontology annotation, cellular component: cytoplasm. Gene Ontology annotation, molecular function: catalytic activity; phosphopantetheine binding. NCBI's taxonomy places the organism in Eukaryota, Fungi, Ascomycota, Sordariomycetes, Amphisphaeriales, Apiosporaceae. The transcript has a single exon. The coding region runs from base 1 to 1740 and encodes 579 amino acids.